Messenger RNA from Chenopodium quinoa (quinoa), 2121 nucleotides. RefSeq names its product heat stress transcription factor A-7a-like. The coding region runs from base 467 to 1609 and encodes 380 amino acids. Gene Ontology annotation, molecular function: RNA polymerase II cis-regulatory region sequence-specific DNA binding; DNA-binding transcription factor activity. Gene Ontology annotation, cellular component: nucleus. Gene Ontology annotation, biological process: regulation of transcription by RNA polymerase II. Lineage: Eukaryota; Viridiplantae; Streptophyta; Magnoliopsida; Caryophyllales; Amaranthaceae. The transcript is spliced from 3 exons. The record is from RefSeq and is a predicted model, not a curated record.
AAGAGAAGACAUUCUAUCGGAUUGAAAUCUCAAUUCGCAAAUCAACCAAAUAUGAAUACGUGGGCAAGCCGGCAACGACGCUAAGGUCCUUUGGGAAUGAGAGAUAAGCAGGAAUUGUCACCCCCAAAAUACCCUAUUGAAAAAUGAUUCUAUUACUUUAAGUUUGUGAAAUACAAUUCUUACCAUUAGAUCGAGUAUUAUUUGAUUAAAAAAAAUUAAAAAAAGUGCUUCAAAUCAAAAUCACACACCAUGUACUUACUACAAAUGGCAAGUCAUCACCACUUCUAAGUGGACACUUUAUAAUUAUUUUUGGAUUUUUACACUUUUUUCCCACCUCCCCCUUUCCAUUUUUAGACACCCAUCUUUUUCAUUCUCUCUCCACCUCUUCACAAUCAAAUUCCCAAAAAACAAAAAACCCCAAAAACCAUUUUUCACUCUGCAAAUUCUGAAGUUCUUUUUGCAAAUUAUGGACCCCAACAACGAGUUAUCACUCGGACUACAACUCAACGGUGGAAUCGGUGUUGAAAACAAGCUUAAUAAUGUUAAUGGAGUAACAGUGAAAGAAGAAGAAGUAGUUGAAGAAGAAGAAGAAAUUAUGGAGAUGCCGAAGCCACUGAUGAGUUUACAUGAAUUUGGACCACCCCCUUUUCUGAAUAAAACUUUUGAUAUGGUUGAAGACCCAGAAAGUGACCAAAUUAUUUCAUGGGGUGAAUCUUUUAAUAGUUUUAUUAUUUGGGAUGAACAUAAAUUUUCCACUGAUUUGCUUUCUAAGUAUUUUAAACACUCCAAUUUCUCCAGCUUUGUUCGUCAGCUUAACACCUAUGGAUUCAGAAAAGUGUCAACAGCCCAUCCUGUUAGAUGGGAGUUUGCACAUCCAGGGUUUCAGAAGGGCAAGAAAGAUUUGCUGAAGACUAUAAAGCGGCGAGUCCAGGGUAAUGGUACAAACAGCAAUGCUAGAUUGCUGCAUCAAAAGGAGACUGAAAUAGAAAUUCUUAAGAAAGAGCAGGAGGCACUGAAAGUUGAGAUAUCUGAUCUGAAGCAACAGCAGCAGAACUCGGACACGUGCUUGGCUGCAAUGGGAGAGCGUAUGAAGACUGUUGAAUGGAAGCAACAGGAGUUCAUUAUGCUACUUGCCAAGGCAAUGAAAAAAACUAACUCAUUUGAGCGGCUGCUCCAAAACUACAGGCAGAACAAAGUUCUGGGUGGUGGAGAAGUACAUAAGAGACGUCGAUUGGUCUCUAAUGAUAAUUUUUUGGAGUCAUUUAUAGCAAAGCAUGGUGAUCAAUUCCAUAAGGAAGAAGUUUCUGCUGCUCACUUAGAACUAAAGUCAUAUCUUGGCUCCUCGGCGAUUGAUUUAGGCUCUAGCUUAAUGUCGGACCAGAAAUCUAACCUGACAUCCGAGAUUAGUAGUCCCGACUUAUCUUCUGGCAGCUACAUAAUGUGGGAGAAGCUAAUGGCAGAUGAUGUGAUAUGUGAAGGUAACAGAGAGGAAGCAGGGUUUGGCGUUGAUCAGAGUAAGAUUGUACAUGAAUUGGAGGACUUGAUUAAGCCUUGCAGCUUGAUUGGCUAUACUAAUGUUGGUGAAAUAGCUUGUCCAUUAGGACACUAGGACACUUAAAUGUUAGAUGCAGCAGGAAAAGGAAAAGAAACCAGAUCACUUUCGGAUGGUUGGACAGAAUUAGAAGUUUCGAUAGUUUAUUUAGAACUGUGUAGUGCCUGUAGUUAUAUUAUCUAGCUAAUUUCAUGUCGAUUUUACUAACAACGUAGAGAUUACUUUGUAUUAGACAUAGAUUUUUGAGGAGAAAAUGUUGAUGAACGUUGUAUAAUCCCUUUGUAUAUGCAUGACUGUCCAGUGGGCUUUAAAGUAAGAGAAUACCUUUGGACAUUUGAAGUUGUAAUCAGCAGGAUAUUAGCAAGUGUUAAUUGUAAACCUUUGUAGAUCAGUUUUAAUCAAGUAUCCAUAUCUUAUGUAUUUAUUCAUAUAAAUGCUUGAUUACAACCCAUUAAUUUUAAACCUUUGUAGAUCAGUUUAAUUAAGCAUCUAUACCUCAAUUAUUUAUAUAAAAGCUUGAUUACAACACUAAUUUCAUUUUUUAUCCAAUCUUUUUGUAUUUGGCUUUU